Cercopithifilaria johnstoni is the source of this 642-nucleotide messenger RNA. The record is from the annotation of a GenBank genome assembly. NCBI's taxonomy places the organism in Eukaryota, Metazoa, Nematoda, Chromadorea, Rhabditida, Onchocercidae.
AUGUUACGUAUGUUGUGUUCUGUACUGAUAUCCACUUAUAUUUUGACAACCGCCGCUUUACCAAUUGCAGUUUCUAAUAAAAAAGAUUCGAAAUUCUGCUGUAAAUGUACUAUCGAGGAUAGAGAUGAAAGCACAGGUAAAACUGUCACCAAUUUAGGAAUUGGUCAAAUCAACACACUCAAUGUGAUAACACAUUCUCUAAUAGAUUGUGAGGGAGUAUCUGCAACAAUGGUAAGCAGUGCUGCUGGAGGAUUUAUCAAAACUGAUGGAGAAGGAUUGAUCAAUACGUAUAUUAGUGGUUCAGAUGCUCGUUUGAUAAUUCCAUCGGUACAAAUUCGUGUACCUCAAGUACAGCUUCCGGCACCAGUUAAUAUUAUACCACAACAACCAUAUGCAUUAUACCAUUUUCAGCCGUUCAUUAACAUACUACAGCCAAAAGUUAGCACACAAUGUUGUGUGCCGUGUCCGGAUGGGAAUGGUAUCUGUUGCUGUACACCCGAUGCAACUACAACAGCAUCUCCUCGUGAUUCGCACACUUUGUAUCCACCGUAUCAUCCAGCUGGAGCAGGAAUACCGCUCAAAAGCACCUCAUUAAUUGUUGUUAGCACAGCAAUACUGCUAGUCCUCAAUUACAUUAUGUGA